Molecule: messenger RNA, 2362 nt
Organism: Amaranthus tricolor (Joseph's coat)
Lineage: Eukaryota; Viridiplantae; Streptophyta; Magnoliopsida; Caryophyllales; Amaranthaceae
Product: calcium-dependent protein kinase 10-like
Exons: 7
Coding region: 121-1743 (540 amino acids)
Biological process (GO): peptidyl-serine phosphorylation; intracellular signal transduction; protein autophosphorylation
Cellular component (GO): cytoplasm; nucleus
Molecular function (GO): calcium/calmodulin-dependent protein kinase activity; calcium-dependent protein serine/threonine kinase activity; calmodulin binding
Source: RefSeq, a predicted model, not a curated record
AUUAAAAGUUAUUAUAUUAAAAAACCUUCACCAACUUUAAUUGCUUUUCCCUCUUCUUUCCCUUUUCUCUUAUCAACUCAUUUUCCCUCUCUCUCCUCAUCUUCCCAACUCCACCUGAUCAUGGGUAACUGCAACGCUUGUAUCAGACCCGAAGAACUUUCCAAACAAACGCCCAAACCCAAAAAGAAACUAACCCGACCCAACCCAUACUCCACAAACCACCAUCAACCCGCCCCAGUCCGUGUCCUUAAAGACAUAAUCCCCGCCGUCGGCCCGCGUAUAACCGAUAAAUACAUAAUAGGCCGCGAAUUGGGCCGCGGCGAAUUCGGGGUUACAUACUUAUGCACAGACCGUGAAACAAAAGACCGGCUCGCUGUAAAAUCGAUUUCCAAAAGAAAGCUUCGAACUGCCAUUGAUGUAGAAGAUGUAAGAAGAGAAGUAGCUAUUAUGUCUACUCUUCCGGUUCAUUCAAAUAUAGUCCGGCUUAAAGCGGUUUAUGAAGAUAAUGAAGCGGUUCAUUUAGUUAUGGAGUUGUGUGAAGGUGGUGAAUUGUUUGAUAGGAUUGUUGCUCGUGGACAUUAUUCGGAACGGGCGGCGGCUACGGUUGCGAAAACGGUUGCAGAAGUUGUUAAAAUGUGUCAUGAUAAUGGUGUUAUGCAUAGAGAUUUGAAACCGGAGAAUUUUUUGUUUGCUAAUAAGAAGGAAAAUUCUGCUCUUAAAGCUAUUGAUUUUGGUCUCUCUGUUUUCUUUCGUCCUGGGGAAAGGUUCACAGAAAUAGUAGGGAGCCCAUAUUACAUGGCCCCAGAAGUACUAAGGAGGAAUUAUGGGCCUGAGGUGGAUGUGUGGAGUGCAGGAGUUAUAUUGUACAUCCUCCUUUGUGGGGUUCCUCCUUUUUGGGCAGAAACUGAGCAAGGUGUGGCUUUGGCGAUUUUGCGGGGGGUUAUUGAUUUUAAGAGGGAGCCUUGGCCUCAAAUAUCUGAAAGUGCCAAGAGCCUUGUCAAACAGAUGUUGGAUCCAGACCCUAACAAGAGAUUGACUGCUCAACAAGUUCUUGAACACCCUUGGAUACAGAAUGCUAAGAAAGCUCCAAAUGUUCCGUUGGGAGAUAUCGUUAGGACAAGACUCAAGCAGUUUGCUGGCAUGAAUAGAUUCAAAAAGAAGGCUCUAAGGGUCAUAGCUGAACAUUUAUCAGUUGAAGAGGUAGAAAUAAUCAAAGAUAUGUUUAUGUUGAUGGAUACUGACCGCGAUGGAAAAAUAACAUUCGAAGAAUUAAGGGCUGGUCUCCGAAAGGUUGGUUCCCAGCUUGCUGAACCAGAGAUAAAGCUCCUUAUGGACGUCGCUGAUGUAGAUGGGAACGGUUACUUGGACUACGGUGAGUUUGUAGCAGUUACGAUUCACUUGCAGAAAAUGGAAAACGAUGAGCAUUUCCAUCGAGCGUUCAUGUACUUUGACAAAGACGGAAGUGGUUACAUCGAGUUAGAUGAGCUUCGAGAUGCCUUGGCUGACGAAUCAGCUGAGACAGAAUCUGAUGUUCUAACUGAGAUCAUGCGCGAAGUUGAUACCGACAAGGAUGGUAGGAUAAGUUACGAGGAAUUCGUAGCAAUGAUGAAAACCGGGACUGAUUGGAGAAAGGCUUCAAGGCAAUACUCAAGAGAAAGAUUCAAGAGUUUGAGUCUUAACUUAAUGAAAGAUGGUUCAUUACAGCUUCAUGAUGGGAUGACUGGCCAAGCUGUAGUGGUUUAAGAACGGUUAUUCUUGUGAUAGACUGUGUCAUGGUGAGACGACCUUAAAAAGAAGUUCAUAAGUUAUAAUUUUCAAAUAUUAGGCUAUUGAAUUCAAAUAUGGAACAUGUCUCACGGUGAAACUGACUCAUACAGGAAUAUGUGGUUUGUUAUAGCAGCUUCUGACUAAUGAAAAGGGGGAGAACUAACUUGGACGCUGCUGAAAUUGAGAUUUGCAUUUACUUCUGUUUUUUUAUUCACAUUUUGCACUUAAAUUUACUUUUCCAAUUGUACUCCAAUUUUCUUGUACAUUUCUUUAUUUUUUUUGCUUGGUUUCUUGUCGAUAUUUCAAAUAUAGGAUACUACUUUAUGUAUAGAGAGAUUCAAGGUUCUUUUUGGAGUAUAACUUGUAUUUAUAAUUGUCUAUUGUUGAAUUGUAAUUGUCAAUUAAAACAUUGUAUCGCCAUUAGUUUGUGGAACGUGUAACAUGACGUAUGAAUUGUAAGCGUUAUUUAAAUAGAUUGUAUUGAUAUUGAUAGUUGUAAAAGUUAACCAACACAAACUGAUGUAAUUGUGAACACUUAUGGUUUGUCUGAUAAUCAAUAUUAAAUGGUGAGAAUGAGAAUGAAUUAUAGUGUAAA